Parnassius apollo (apollo) is the source of this 1023-nucleotide messenger RNA. The record is from the annotation of a GenBank genome assembly. NCBI's taxonomy places the organism in Eukaryota, Metazoa, Arthropoda, Insecta, Lepidoptera, Papilionidae.
AUGAACGAGCUGGACAGUUUGCGUCAGGAGGCUGAGACGCUCAAAAAUGCUAUACGGGAUGCGAGGAAGGCGGCGUGCGACACGUCGCUGGCGCAGGCAACGGCCAACCUGGAGCCGAUCGGCCGCAUCCAGAUGCGCACGCGGCGGACGCUGCGCGGACACCUCGCCAAGAUCUACGCGAUGCACUGGGGCAGUGACUCCAGGAACCUAGUGUCGGCCAGCCAGGACGGCAAGCUGAUCGUAUGGGACAGCCACACCACUAACAAGGUGCACGCGAUCCCUCUACGUUCAUCUUGGGUGAUGACCUGCGCGUACGCACCCUCCGGCUCGUACGUCGCUUGUGGUGGACUAGACAACAUCUGCUCCAUCUACAGCCUGAAGACCCGCGAGGGCAACGUGCGCGUGUCCCGCGAGCUGCCAGGCCACUCGGGCUACCUGUCGUGCUGCCGCUUCCUCGACGACAACCAGAUCCUCACCAGCUCUGGGGACAUGACAUGCGCUCUAUGGGACAUCGAGACGGGCCAGCAGUGCGGGCAGUUCACGGGACACACGGGCGACGUGAUGUCGCUGUCGCUGGCGCCCGACCAGCGCACCUUCGUGUCGGGCGCCUGCGACGCGUCCGCCAAGCUGUGGGACAUCCGCGACUGCCAGUGCAAGCAGACCUUCCCCGGACACGAGAGCGACAUCAACGCGGUCACGUUCUUCCCGUCGGGGUUCGCGUUCGCGACGGGGUCGGACGACGCCACGUGCCGCAUGUUCGACAUCCGCGCAGACCAGGAGCUGGCCAUGUACUCGCACGACAACAUCAUCUGCGGCAUCACCUCCGUUGCCUUCUCCAAGUCGGGCCGCCUGCUGCUGGCCGGCUACGACGACUUCAACUGCAACGUCUGGGACUCCAUGAAGAGCGAGCGCGCCGGUAUCCUGGCGGGUCACGACAAUCGCGUGUCGUGCCUGGGCGUCACCGAGAACGGCAUGGCCGUGGCCACCGGCUCCUGGGACUCAUUCCUCCGCAUCUGGAACUAA